UUUGGUUGGCGAAAACUGAUUCGGGGAAGGAUCCUCGGUGCUCGGAGAGAUUGUCCACUAUCGGUCACCGUUGCUUCUCUGUCGGUGCUGUUUCGUUCACGGAAGGAUUUCCAAUGCUCGAGAGAUUGUCAGCCAUCGAUAAUCGCCACUUCUCCGUUGGUGCUGCUUUCGUUCGCGGAAGAACAUCAAAGAUUUCUCUCUCGAUUCGAUUCGAAAUCACGACUCUUCUCUUGCUCUUUGACCAGAUAUCCUUUUUCAACUUUCUCGCUCUUCCAUCAGCCAUCAACUCCUAUCAAUCGAUGGCGGCGAAUCCACCACCAGACCUUCAAGAGUCGUCGGCCACGGCUUCGAAUCCGAACCAGUUCUUGGCUGGAAGAACAGGAGAUGCUCUAGUUCCAGAUUUAGAAUUGGCUAUCCAGAGGCGGACGGACAUGUCGAACGGAUUUUUGAACUCCGAAGGAGACCCAAAUGCACCUCGACAAGCACAUAAUUGGUGGCUCUCUGGUGAAUUUGCCGGUCGCGAAGGAGCCUUCCUCUUCGUCAGCAUUGUCCUCGCCAUAGUUUCGGGCGCCGCGGGCCUGAUUUAUCUUGCUAUCAAGCAUCCCGGGCCUGUUCUCAAAAUCAUGGCAUCUCUAUUCACUGGGGCAGUAUUUGUUACUCUGUUCUUGCUGCUAGUUGGAUGGACGCGCGGCUAUGGCAAAAUGGUGCGCAUAGGGGUGCUGUUGGCCCGCCUCGAAUUCUAUCUGUGGCUGAUCUUGACCUUGGUUGCGAUGAAGUGCAUUGGUAAAUUGUGACCAGGAGGAAGAGGGUUCAGCGUGUGCAUAGAUUUUCUUUGGUUCUGUUAUAAGGUCUUUCAUAGAGUGAUUUUGUUACUUCAUCGUAGGGUUGGAAAUUGCUGCUUCUUUUUUCCCGUGUCUGCAUCUUCUUCUUCUUCUUUUCCGCACUUUGUUUGGUCCUUUGUUACUCAAAUUCAAUUCCCCAGGAUUUUCUCUUUU
Messenger RNA from Syzygium oleosum, 995 nucleotides. RefSeq lists its product as uncharacterized. Lineage: Eukaryota; Viridiplantae; Streptophyta; Magnoliopsida; Myrtales; Myrtaceae. The record is from RefSeq and is a predicted model, not a curated record. The transcript is spliced from 2 exons. Bases 114 to 794 code for a protein of 226 amino acids.